AUGGCGCGCUCGAAGCAGGCCACCCCCAUCCGUCGGCAGACAUCCUCCGAGUACUUUAGCAAAGCGGACACCCUCAAGCGGACGCCCAGCCACGGCAAUGGAGCCGUGACGCCGGUGACUACGAAGGUGGCCAACGGCAAGGUUGCUACACCUGCGCCUGUGCCUGUUGAGGCCAAGGAGGCCGGCGCACUUCAGAUCUUGAUUGCCGUGGGCGGUAUCUACGCCUCCUUUCUGACAUGGGCCUACCUCCAAGAGAAGCUCACGACGACGCCCUACGGGCCGACGUCCAAGCCCGAGGUCUUCAAGUACCCCGUCUUCCUCAACACGAUCCAGUCCCUCUUCGCCGCGACGACAGGCCUUCUCUACCUCUGGUUCUCCUCCCGCAACGCCGCCUCCCUCCCGCCCGUCUUCCCCUCGCGCGGCAUCGUCAUGCCCCUCGCCCUCGUCGCCGUCACCUCCUCCCUCGCCUCGCCCUUUGGCUACGCCUCCCUGGCGCACAUUGACUACAUCACCUUCCUCCUGGCCAAGUCCUGCAAGCUGGUCCCCGUCAUGCUCCUCCACACCACGCUGUUCGGCAAGCGCUACCCGCUGUACAAGUACCUCGUCGUCGCGGGCGUCACGGCCGGCGUCGCCGUCUUCACGCUGCACUCGGGCAGCAAGAAGAAGAAGUCCGUCGUCAACCCGGACGCCAAUAUGCCCUGGGGUAUGCUCCUGCUGAGCAUCAACCUGCUCUUUGACGGCCUCACCAAUAGCACCCAGGACUACAUCUUUACGACGUUCAAGGGGUAUACCGGACCGCAGAUGAUGUGCGCCAACAACCUCAUGAGCACGGCUGUGACGCUGGGCUACCUCGUGCUCAGCCCCUGGCUCGUUCACACUGGCCUGGGCGAGUACCUCGGCAUGGACGUCGCCGGCAGCGCGGGCGAGCUGACGGCCGCCUUGGGAUUCAUGGCUCGGUACCCCGCCGUUUGGUGGGAUGUGCUGGGCUUUGCGGCGUGCGGCGCCGUCGGCCAGGUCUUUAUCUUCUACACCCUGUCGACCUUCUCCUCGGUCCUCCUCGUUACCGUCACCGUCACCCGCAAGAUGGUCACCAUGGCCCUCUCCGUCUUCGCCUUUGGUCACAGCCUCACGGGCAUGCAGUGGGCCGGCGUCUCCCUCGUCUUUGGUGCCAUUGGCGCCGAGGCCCAGAUCGCGACCAAGGAGAAGAGGGCCAAGGAGGCUGCGAAGCGCGCGGCGGCUGCUGGGAAGACGCAGUAA
Molecule: messenger RNA, 1257 nt
Organism: Colletotrichum orchidophilum
Lineage: Eukaryota; Fungi; Ascomycota; Sordariomycetes; Glomerellales; Glomerellaceae
Product: UAA transporter
Exons: 3
Coding region: 1-1257 (418 amino acids)
Biological process (GO): UDP-galactose transmembrane transport
Cellular component (GO): Golgi membrane; endoplasmic reticulum membrane
Molecular function (GO): UDP-glucose transmembrane transporter activity; UDP-galactose transmembrane transporter activity
Source: RefSeq, a predicted model, not a curated record